Trichosporon asahii var. asahii CBS 2479 is the source of this 486-nucleotide messenger RNA. Its product is annotated as chromosome condensation-related protein. Bases 1 to 486 code for a protein of 161 amino acids. The record is from RefSeq and is a predicted model, not a curated record. Lineage: Eukaryota; Fungi; Basidiomycota; Tremellomycetes; Trichosporonales; Trichosporonaceae. The transcript has 4 exons.
AUGGCUACCGACAUAUGGAACGAUUAUCCACACUUUGUGAACAACUUCAUACCAAAGCUCACUGUACCGAAACUCAAGCACGUCGCCGAGGCCAUCACGCGUAUUGCGGGCAUCAAUUUGCACCUGCGCAGCGGCGAACGGAAGCAGGAUGUGGUCGACAAGAUCCGCACCGCGUUCGAGACCAUUAAGCGGCAGAACAACACGGGUGUGUACCGCGCCGUGCGCAAAGAAGCAGAGGCCAUCGCAAACGGCGGAGCAAGCAACCCCGUCAUGCCGCCACCAACGUUCGGAGGCGUCCACCUGAACCACCACUACGGCGGCGGCGCCGCUAGAGUCGCGCGCCCGCAGGCGCCGGCGGCGAGAGCUGGAGCGUCCUCCGGCUGGCACCAGGCUCCCGGCGCGUCAAGUUUAUACCAGCAGCAUCCGACACAUCAGAACCGAUUGGAAGCCGAGCCCGAUGUGGAAGCCGAUAAAGGCGCUCACUAA